This is a messenger RNA of Frieseomelitta varia, 1830 nucleotides long. Its product is annotated as succinate dehydrogenase [ubiquinone] iron-sulfur subunit-like. The record is from RefSeq and is a predicted model, not a curated record. Gene Ontology annotation, cellular component: mitochondrial membrane. Gene Ontology annotation, biological process: respiratory electron transport chain; aerobic respiration; tricarboxylic acid cycle. NCBI's taxonomy places the organism in Eukaryota, Metazoa, Arthropoda, Insecta, Hymenoptera, Apidae. Gene Ontology annotation, molecular function: 2 iron, 2 sulfur cluster binding; electron transfer activity. The transcript is spliced from 6 exons. The coding region runs from base 586 to 1611 and encodes 341 amino acids.
CAAGUGUUGAGCAACAGUACGAAUCAAACGUUCAGAUAAAUUGUAAUUUAUUGUUUCGAAAUGUGAACCAUGUUUAUUACUGUGAGGUAAAAACAUAUGAAUGUUACGCAAAUAAUCAUUCACAUAUGAAUACAAAGGAUAGGUCACAAAUUGUUUUGAAAGGGAGAUAAUAGGAAAUAAUUAUUAUUAUUGCAAAAUCAACGACCAUUGGCGUUGCAUAUUUAUAUCAGAUGUAUGCGUCAGUGAAAUAUUAUCGUUUGUUUUAAUGAAUUGUGAAUUUUUAACCAUAUGAUUACGUACUUGUUUACUACUUUGUUUUAUAUCAUGUUUAAUUCAAAAAUCUAGCUAAGACAUCAUUUCGUUAUUUCUACACUAUCUACAAUAUGAUAUUUUUCACUUUCAAAGUGAACCGAUCGCCAAAGAACAGUUAUGAAGUUCUUUCAAAUGACGAUAUUUUGUUUCUAUCUUAACUAAGAAUUAUACUGUCACUGCAAAACAAAAUGAUGGCAAGAUUAGAGAAACAAAAUAUGCCCUUAUAAUCUCAGAUGACACAUAUUAGAGAUUUUUCAUAAAACUUUUACAAGUAUGUUUAAUCUCAACAUUAUCAAUUAUGCGAGCCGAUUCUGGUCUUGCACAACUGCGUCCCUUCGACGAGGCAUGUGUCAAAAUAGUCGUUUCCCAAGCCACAGAUUUCUUUCCAGUUCAAGACAGAAGACAGAGAAGCAACUAUCCGAGACAGAAAACGUUAUUAACGCCGAAGUUGCCGCUGUGAAAGAAUGCAAAGCACCUACAAAAGAAAAAAAGGUGGUGGAAAAGCCGAGGUUGCAGACUGUUCGAAUAUAUCGUUGGAACCCCGAAAAACCAGAUGUAAAACCAUACAUGCAACAAUUCAGCAUUGAUUUAAAUAAAUGCGGCACAAUGAUAUUGGAUGUGCUCACAUUAAUAAAAGCAGAACAUGAUCCCACAUUGUCUUAUCGAAGAUCCUGUCGCGAGGGAAUUUGCGGGACUUGCGCGAUGAAUAUAAAUGGUGUCAAUACCUUGGCUUGCGUCACAAAAGUGAAGGAAUCGCCGAAACCUAUAAUUAUAUAUCCUUUGCCGCAUUCAUACGUAAUUAGAGACUUGAUAACGGAUAUGGAACAAUUCUUGAAACAAUACCAGACUAUUGAACCAUUUUUAAAACGACCUGGAGAAGAAAAUUUUAUUGGUUUACGACAAAUUCUACAAAGUCCAAAAGAUAGAGAUAAACUCAAUGGUUUAUAUGAAUGUGUUCUUUGUGGAUGCUGCACUUAUUCCUGUCCACCGUAUUGGUGGCUCGGUGAUAAAUUUUUAGGUCCUGCAACGCUUCUGCAGGCUUAUAGGUGGAUAAUAGAUUCACGUGACAUGGGACAUAAAGAAAGGCUUAGUAAAUUGCGCGACUUUUAUUCCGUAUAUCGAUGUCAUACUAUUUUCAAUUGCACAAAAACUUGCCCGAAGGGUUUGAAUCCUGGAAAAGCGAUAGCACAAAUAAAAAGAUUGAUAGCGGGACUAACUAAAAAGGAACGGCCUCAGAUGGAAACUCCACUUCCAAAUCCAUGUAAUGGAGAAGAACAGUAUCCAUGCAGAAAGAAAUAGACAGAAGAACGAAAGAACGAUUAAUAAUAAAAUAUUCUUGAUACGAUUUGUAAUUGUAUAUAAACCAGAUUUUCUUAUUACAUACAAAGUUUUAUUUCUAUUAAAGAAAAAUUAUAAAGAUAAGAUUUCGCGAUAUUUAGUCAUUUUUUUUGUUUUAAGCAAAAAUUUUAGUGAAGAGAGAGCAAAUGACGUGUUUAUAAACUUUUAAUAAUUACGAGU